CAAAUAUCAUUUUAUCUUUGUGGUUGUACUGCGGUAUAUCACUAUGUGCGAGUGUGUGAAUAAAUUUUAUUGCUAUUAGGUGAGUCGAAAUUUUGACACAUCUUUUGGCAACACCUUCGAAUUUUUAUUUUAUAUCACUGGUUGUUUCGGAUUUGUUGUUUCAGACAGAGUAUUCAUAUUUGCUAUACCUCUUUACUAAGCAAUAUAAUGGAUUCCAGUCUCACCUCGAAAAAGAUUCGUCAAAUGUUUAUUGAUUUCUUCAAAAAGAAAUAUGAACAUUGGUAUGUACAUUCAUCUGCAACAAUUCCACUUGAUGAUCCAACAUUGCUUUUCACAAAUGCAGGAAUGAAUCAGUACAAAUCAAUAUUUCUUGGAACUAUCGAUCCAUCCAGUCCAUUAGCGAAGUGCAAUCGUGCAGUGAACUCUCAAAAAUGCAUCCGUGCCGGUGGAAAACACAACGAUUUGGAUGAUGUUGGCAAAGAUACAUAUCAUCAUACUUUUUUCGAAAUGCUCGGAAGUUGGUCAUUUGGUGACUAUUUCAAGAAGGGAGCUAUUGAAAUGGCAUGGGAGUUGCUUACCGAAGUCUUCAAAAUUCCUAGAGAUCGGCUAUAUGUGACAUACUUCGAAGGCCAUGAAGGCAGUGGCCUUGCUGCAGAUGAUGAAGCUCGAGAUCUUUGGUUGUCAAUGGGUGUGCAACCCAACAGGGUUAUUAAAGGUGAUAUGAAAGACAACUUCUGGGAAAUGGGAGAUACUGGACCUUGUGGACCCUGUUCCGAGAUUCAUUAUGACAGAAUUGGUGGACGUGAUGCUGCUCAUUUGGUAAACAUGGAUGAUCCUGACGUUCUUGAAAUCUGGAAUCUGGUUUUUAUACAGUUCAAUAGAGAAUCCGGAGGUGGGUUGAAACCUUUAGCUAAAAAACAUAUUGACACUGGUAUGGGAUUAGAAAGAAUUGUAUCAGUUAUUCAAGAUAAACGAUCCAAUUACGACACAGACAUGUUCAUGCCAAUAUUCGAAUACAUUGAAAAAACAAUCGGUGUUAGACCCUAUGCUGGUAAAUUAGGAGAAGAAGAUGAGGGAGGUAUCGAUAUGGCAUACAGAGUACUGGCAGAUCAUGCCAGGACACUAACUGUUGCAUUGGCAGAUGGCGGUCGUCCUGAUAAUACUGGCAGAGGAUAUGUGUUGAGACGAAUUCUUAGACGUGCAGUACGAUUCGCAAGUGAAAAACUCAAUGCUAAACCUGGAUUCUUUGGAUCAAUCGUUAAUGUGGUUGUACUAAUAUUAGGUGAUGCUUUUCCUGAAAUUGCCAAAGAUCCUCAGUCUAUUAUAGACAUUAUCAAUGAAGAAGAAGAACAAUUCCUCAAAACUUUGACACGUGGUCAUCGAAUUUUAACAAGGAAAGUUAAUAACCUGCCAGAUGGUGGAAAAGUUUUACCAGGUGAUGUAGCAUGGCUUCUAUAUGACACUUAUGGAUUUCCUGUUGAUCUCACUCAACUUAUGGUGGAGGAAAAUGGUAUGUCUGUGAAUAUGGAUGAAUUUGAGAAUGCCAAGCAAGAAGCCAAAUUGAGAUCUCAAAGUGAAGGCUCUCUUAUUGACGACACAGUAAAAUUUGAUGUUCAUGCAAUUACUGAGCUACAAAAGUCUGGUCUCCCACCAACAGACAACAGUCCUAAGUAUUCGUACACUGCAGAUGAAAACGGAAAUUAUAAAUUUGACUUGAUCACAGGUGUUGUGAAGCAAAUAAGAUGUGAAGGAAAAUUUGUGGAUUCGGUUUCUUCCGGUCAAUUUUGUGGAUUGCUUCUUGACAAAACUAACUUCUAUCCUGAACAAGGUGGCCAGAUUUAUGACCAAGGUUACAUCAAUAAAGCAAAUGACGAUCAAACAGAAUUUUCCGUUAAAAAUUGCCAGGUGCAUGGUGGUUAUGUUCUUCAUACUGGAACGGUUGCUGGUACAUUGAGCGUGGGUGAUGAAGUGUGCUUAUAUAUUGAUGAAAAAAGACGUAGAUCUGUGAUGAGUAACCACACUUCAACACAUAUGCUUAACUUUGGACUCAGAAAAGUUUUAGGAGAAGCUGAUCAGCGUGGCUCCCUUGUCGCUCCUGACCGAUUGCGAUUUGAUUUUACCGCCAAAAAAGCCAUGAAUGCUAAAGAAAUAAAAGAAACCGAAAGAAUUGUCAAUGAAAUGAUCAGUAAAAAGGAAACUGUGUAUGCAAAAGUUUGCGAACUCGCUAAUGCUAAAGCAAUUCAAGGUCUGCGUGCAAUUUUUGAUGAAACCUACCCUGACCCUGUUAGGGUUCUUUCUGUUGGAAAACCAGUUGAUGACAUGAUCAAAGAUCCAACUUCACCAGCUGGAAAGGUUACUUCAGUGGAAUUCUGUGGUGGCACCCACUUACUGAAUAGCGGUCAUGCUGGAAAGUUUAUUAUUGUAUCUGAAGAAGCCAUCGCCAAAGGUAUUCGUCGUAUUGUUGGUGUUACUGGAGCUGAGGCAGCACGUGCUGAUAGAAAAGCUGAUCUUCAUGAAGGAGCAUUGAAACAAAUAGAAAGCAGCCUUGAUCACUGUAAAAGUGGAAAUAUUUCUUCUAGAGCUCUUGUUAAGGAAAUAACGGAGUUUACAGAAGAACUUGGAAGCUCUGUUAUGUCACAAUGGAAGAAAGAUGAAUUCAGAGAGCGUGCAAAAACUGUGAAAAAGAAAUUAGACGAUGCUGAUCGUGCAGCAAGACAAGAAGCUGUGAAGAAAAUGCUGGAAACAACAAAAGAGAAAAUAUUUGCUGAUCAAAAUUGUCCUCUUGUUGUAAUGGAACUGAAUGUUGCAUCUGAUACAAAAGCACUUAAUGAAGCCAUGAAAUUGUAUAAAAGCCAUUCCCCAAAAACUGCUGUUAUGUUAUUGAGUGUAGAUAAAGAAGCAGAAAAAAUUGUCUGCCUGAGUCAAGUUUCAAAAGAAACUGCUUCUACUGGAUUAAAAGCAAAUGAAUGGGUUCAAGAAAUAUCAAAGGUAAUUGAUGGAAAAGGUGGUGGCAAAGACCUCAAUGCCCAAGCUGUCGGGAAGAAAUGGCUUGAAUUAGACAAAGCUAUUGAAAUAGCAACCAGUUUUGCCAAAAUGAAACUAGAAAAUUGAUGUUUAGCAAUUAUAGAAUAUUAGAUAUUUGAAGAGGGUCAAGAUAACCAACCAUUCCUUGUUUCCGGUGUAAUAAUUCAAUCAGACUCCUUUGUUGCCUGCAGUUGGAGACACUAUUUAUAGAACAUACUUAUCUAAUGAGUAACAAAUGGUAUUUAGAUUUUGUUAGUUCAUUUCACAAUAUUUCCGAGUUUAAUGUGGUAAUUACCGAUUACAAGAGCUUUGUGAUGUGGAAUAUGAUUACAUAAGUGAUACUUUUAAGCACAAAAUAUAAACUUGUUUACCACAAUGGGCUAUGUUUAGGAAUUUUUUCAAAAAUUCAAUCAAUAGAAGAGGCCUGGAGGUGGUGCGAACAUAUUUUAUUAUGUCAUGUCAAUAUCUCGUUUUGAGACCUUUUCAUCUUGUAUGACGAUCUCAGUAUAGUACUAGUUGUUCCAGAGUUUUGCCAAUAUUGCAUGUUCCUUUCAACCUACACCAUGACGUUGUUCACCUGAAGUUGUGUGCCAUAUUUUUUUGAGAAUAUAUUGGUGGAUGUUGGCAAGUUA
Molecule: messenger RNA, 3656 nt
Organism: Styela clava
Lineage: Eukaryota; Metazoa; Chordata; Ascidiacea; Stolidobranchia; Styelidae
Product: alanine--tRNA ligase, cytoplasmic-like
Biological process (GO): alanyl-tRNA aminoacylation
Cellular component (GO): mitochondrion; cytoplasm
Molecular function (GO): aminoacyl-tRNA deacylase activity; nucleic acid binding; alanine-tRNA ligase activity
Source: RefSeq, a predicted model, not a curated record